AUCUGGCUCAGAGACGGGAGGGCUCAGCUCAAGUCUUGGAGGAGGUUGGAGCCCACGGCACUUCGCCACCCCACUUUUCAUCCACAUUCCUCCGUCCGUCCCGGCCGCAGAGCGCAGCCACACGUGCCACGGUGCGUAAUUACGCACGGACACGACGGAACCGCGGUGUUUAGUGGCGGUGGAAUCCCGCGGACAAAGGAAGACGAGGCUGGAGGGAAUGUAGCUGAAGUUGCGCGCAGGAUUUCGGAGAUAUCAGUUUUGGAGAGCGAGGAACAACAGGACGUACAGACUUAUUUGAGUGGAUUAAAAACCUACACGCAGAUCCUCGGAGCAUGGGAGGAGUUGUCGCCAAGCUGUAAAAUGUACCCGAUACACCGAGAGAGGGAGCAGCCCAUCUUCAGCGCUAGAGCUCAUGUCUUCCAGAUCGACCCGGCCACCAAACGCAACUGGCUGCCGGCCAGUAAACAUGCCGUCACAGUGUCCUUCUUCUACGACGCCAGCCGCAGCGUCUACCGCAUCAUCAGUGUGGGCGGGACUAAGGCCAUCAUCAACAGCACCAUCACCCCCAACAUGACUUUCACCAAAACCUCUCAGAAGUUCGGGCAGUGGGCCGACAGCCGGGCCAACACUGUGUACGGUCUCGGCUUCUCCACGGAGCAGCAGCUGCAGCAGUUUGCAGAACAGUUCAAGGAGGUGAAGGAGGCAGCUCGUCUGGCCAGAGAGAAAUCCCAGGAGAGGUUUGAACUGGCCAACACGGCCCUGAACAUCGCAGCCCCACAGCUCUCCCAGGAGUUGUCAGAGGAACGACAUUCGCCGCCGCUGCUCACAGUCAACGGACCUGGCGAGGAAAAGCUGUUUCGCAGCAAGAGCGCUGAGGUGGAGCUGACGGCAGAGAAGGAGAGAGUUAAGAAGAUGUUGUCAGAAGGGUCCAUGUGUGAGAUAAACCUGGAGGCCGAGCUCUUCACCCUUCAGGACAGUAAUGCCAAGCUGGUGGCGGCUCUGCAGGAAGCCAACAGCAGCGUGGAGCAAUGGAAGAAACAGCUGGCCGAGUACCAGGAGGAGACUGACCGCCUGCGAGACCAGGUGGCAGAGCUGGAGGCCCAGCUGGGGCAUCCUGCUGCCGGUCAGACGGCUAAAGAGGAGCUGAGUCGGUCUGUGGAGGAGCUGGAAGCCCUGCUGAGCACAAAAGAGCAGGAAAUUCACAAUCUGCAGAGCAAGAAAACAGAUGUGAGCGAGCUGGAGAAGGAGAGAGAGGAGGCCAUGCAGAGACUCCAGGAGGUGGAGAGACGAAACACAGAGCUGGAGGACCGGGUUCAGACGGCCGAGAAGACGCUGGCUACCAGUCGGGAGGAACAGGGUCAGGCGGAGGUCGAGGUCCGGCGGGUCAUCGAGGUUCUGGACGUGAAAAUCUGCGACCUGAACGACCUGAGACAGAACCUGGCCAAACUCAUAGACAAAUAACCGCAGCAGGAGUCGGGUUGCAUCUCAACAGUCCUCUAAAGCUGUUUCCUCCAGAGGUGAAAUGGAGGGAAAGUUACAGCAGUUUUAAGAUCAGUGUUACAAGCAGCAGGUAUGAGAACCUCCUUAAAAGUGCUUUGUGCAAGUUAAAACAUCUGUACUAUUAAAACUGGUAUAAUUAUCAUAAACAGGUGACUGUACAGCUAUUUCUUUUUCCGUAUGACAACAGGCUUUAGCUCUUUGACCCCUGGACCUUGGUAAAAGGAUUUUUCCACCAGGGUUUCAUUUAUUUCAUCAACCGCCUUCGCUGCUUUGAAACUGAAAGCUUUAGCUCCCUCUAGUGUUCAAUGCAUGUCGGUCAAAACCUGAACUGGUGACAGAAACUGCAAGAAACUGACCCUGAAGGUGUCAUUUAUUUAUGAUAAUUAUACCAAAUGUCUCAAAGUUAAUGGUUUAAUAACGGUACACCAUUAAAGCACCUUUAAGAACGGCACGAAUGGCACCAAAAUGGAGUAUAAGCUUCAAAAAGUAGACAUUUCAGAUGAGAUAUGAAGCUCGUAUUGUCGUAUUUUGAAUGAAAUAAAAUCACGGGGUCGAUCCCAUCGGUGCUUUAAAAACACACAAACAGAAACCAACAUAUGCAAAAUAAAAUCCUACACAUAAUCAACCAGAAAAAGACAAAGAUCAUGACAUCAGUCCAACAAGUUCAGGUAAAAUACACCCGCAACCCCAUCAUGCAUCAGUCAAAUGGGGGAAAAUAUGAUCAAAAAACGCAAAAAAUAUUAGAUAAAAUACAAGAAAACACACAAGUCUGUUUCCAGGAUUGUGGUGUUUUGUUGGUUUUAGAUCCUCCACAUUAUGCAAAAUACUUCAUGUAACAUUCAAAUGCAUUUACAGAUCAGGAUGGAAGUGAGACAGGAUAUCAGCCUUCAUAAGAGUAUUUAAUAGAACCCAUCGGUCACUGUUCCUGCAGAGCUGGAGGCCUUUCCAUUCAGCCGUAACAGGCAGUAAAACUGUACUUAAGAUGCUGAAUACGUUUCUAAGCAAUCCCAUCUAACCCCCCCCUCCCCCCCAAACACCCAGAUUUCAGCAUAAUUCUGUCUGUGCUUUUAUGGAAUUGAGAGCGGCGCACCCAUAAAUGUUUCACUCGGUGUAUUUUAACGCAAUUCUAGCCCGAGGUUCGUAGAUAAUAUGUAUAUUUUGUGUCAUACUAUCUGUAGAUCUCAAAUGUUAGUGCCAGUAAAACAGUAGUACGGAGUAAAAAAAUGUAAAUGUCUGCUUUUGAAGAACCAUCUUGGUGUCAUUCAGCUGUGGAGAUGCACCCACUGUCCGUCUGGUCAGGCCAAGGACACAUGGAGACGACCUUCAGCAAAACCCGACUGGUUUCACACCAGACAGAAACUCAACACAAAACCAACAGACGGAACCACCUGCUCCCGUUGUGUCCUUUGAAGAUCGCCAGCGUACGACCAUUGUUAGGUUUUUUUUCUCCUUAUUUUUCUAGAGGACCGCCUGUUCCCAGCCUUUACUCUGUUACUCUUUUACUCUGUUACUCAUGUCCGUUGAUACUCAGAGUCUGGACAGAAGUCAACCGUGGCCACCGGCCAAAACGGUGCUGGUAGUUCUGUCCCCUCCACCGGCCACUUUGAUCAGUUUCUUUAAAUGUCACUGUGGCCUCAUGUACACUAAGUGGACAAAAGUAUUGGGACACGUUGGAUUCAGGUGUUUCAACAAAA
Molecule: messenger RNA, 3194 nt
Organism: Sphaeramia orbicularis (orbiculate cardinalfish)
Lineage: Eukaryota; Metazoa; Chordata; Actinopteri; Kurtiformes; Apogonidae
Gene: homer3b
Product: homer scaffold protein 3b
Exons: 12
Coding region: 361-1461 (366 amino acids)
Biological process (GO): G protein-coupled glutamate receptor signaling pathway
Molecular function (GO): G protein-coupled glutamate receptor binding
Source: RefSeq, a predicted model, not a curated record